This is a messenger RNA of Amborella trichopoda, 2360 nucleotides long. RefSeq lists its product as uncharacterized. Lineage: Eukaryota; Viridiplantae; Streptophyta; Magnoliopsida; Amborellales; Amborellaceae. The record is from RefSeq and is a predicted model, not a curated record.
ACUUCUCUUGAAUAUGCCGAAGUUGUUCUCAUACCCUUUCAGCAAGCAGAGCGCAUCAUGCCCAAUCUCCUCUCGUGACUAACAAAAAAAACCCCAAUUCAUUGAUUCAUUCAUCAAGGUAAUAAUCCCUACACUCCUCUCAGCAACAAACAACAAACCCUAAUUCAGUCAAGAAUGGUGGAGAGAAUUUGGUAGUACAUAUGUAGAAGGAGGUGCUCAAAGAGCAGGGUUUGGUUGGAAAGCAUUGAGAAGAGAUGAAGCGGAAGAAAUGGACGGAAGAAGAGGAGGAAACCCUAAUAAACAAGUACUCAGACAUGCUCAGUUCAGGCUCUCUGGCCAAGCUGAAGACCAGGCUGAAGAAAUUCCAGCCCAUUGCAGAACACGUGAACUCGGUGCACCAUUGCAGGGAUCCCGUUGCCUUUCCAUGGGAGUGGACUUGGCGCGACGCCUCUAUAAAGGUCCAGAACAUGCGCCACCAGUACAUCGGCGUUAAGCAAAAGAUCAUUGUCAGGAAAACAUCAACUGCAUCAUCAUCUGAUGGUGGUGGCGGAGGAGAAGAGUAUUAUUAUAAUUGGGAUGAUGGGGAGAACCAUUGGCAAAAUUUUAUCAAAUACAAGGAGGUAUUUGGAGAUGUAGAUUUAGAUCCGAGUGAUUUGGCUAACAGCAACAAUGCUAAUAAAUCUUCAUCGUCAAAGAACAGGGGGAAUUUUGGUGGCAAUUUGAAUUCAGGAAGGUGGCAGAGGAAUGGGGAGAGCCCCUCUCUUCUUCCUCCUCCUCCUCAUGUUGUGUUGGAUGACGAGAACACUGGGAAUGGGUUGCCAUCUUCAUUUAAUGGGUUUGUGGUGGAUGGAGGAGAGUGUAACAGGGUUCAUAUGGGGGAUUCUGAUGUUCUGGGCUUGUGUUUGGGGGGUCUUGAGUAUGAGAAUUUGGAUGGUGAUGAUGAUGGUGUAGGCGAAAUGAGUGGUGGUGGUGGGGAAUAUGGUGUGGCAGAGAGAGAAGAGGAGCUCCAGUUGGAAGAGGGAGGUGGCAAGGUAGGAAGCAAGAAAAAGAUGUUGAGGAGAGAGGAUUUGGGAGGAGCAGCAUCAGAUUGGGUGAUGAAGAGUUUGGGUUUGAUGGGUGCCCGGUUGGUGGAAAUGAGGGAUAUGGUCAUGAGGAGGGAGGAGAGGCAGAGGGAGAGAGAGUUUAACAAGGAGGAGGAGGUCGCUGCGAGAGAAGAAGGGCAAAGAGACAGGGAGAACCAGAGGGAGGAGAGGCAGAGAGAGAGGGAGGAGCGAGCGAUCAUGAGGGAGUUUGAGUGGGAGGAGAGGGAGAGGGGAUGGGCAAGGAGGGAAUUUGAGCGUAGAGUACAGGUUGAACAUGAAAGGACGGAGGAAAAGAGGAGGAGGAUGGAGUUGGAAGAGAGGAGGGAGAGAGAGGAAAUGGAGUGGAGAGAGCAGAUGGUAAGGAUGCAGAUGGAGCAUGAGAAGUUGAUGAUGCAGAUGCAAGUGGAUGCAUGCCAGAGCCAGAUGCAGACGAUGGGGACAUUGGUUAGGCUCGUCUGUCAAAUAUUCAGUCCGGGGAAUGACAGUUUGGGGGGUCUCACUUCCCUGCCUCCUCAAGUCUUGCAUAAUUUGCAGCAUUCGGACAAUAUAGUGCCCAUUGGUGACAAAACGGAUGCCAAUCCUGCUUCACACUUCAUGGUUACUGAAUGAAUAAUGCCCUGCCUAUCUCUCUCUAUCUGUCUCUCUGUGCUAUUAUUUGAUUGUGGUUACAGUUCAGCUUAUGAAAGUUAUUUUGCAAGGUAGCUCCCGUGUAUUAUCUUUUGUACAUUAGGUGUUGAUGGAAUGCACUGUUGAUUCUCUUGCUCUUACGAAUGGCUGGAUCAUGGUGAAAUCUCCCACAACAGAACUAACUGCCAGCAGUAGUUUUGCAAGGUACAUGUAGAAACCAUGGAAGACGAGGAGAAAGUAGACAACGGCGAAGAGGUGGUGUGCAUACCAAAAGGCAUUAAAACCAGCCAAAUGGUGGAGGGGCCAAGACAAUUUCACGACAUUUCUUCUAAAGCUGUGCGUCGCUAGUGUAAAGGAAAAUGACAUGAGAAAGAUCAUGAUGAUUCCACUCAUGCCAGGGAAGCUGAAGACCAGGCUCUGGAAAGUGGGUUGCUUGUUAUUGAAAUCAGGCCCUAUUGUUCUUAAGAAUUUUGUGUUUGAGCAUGACGUGAUUCUGGGAUAAUUGCAACCAAGGUGCGCAACUGUGUGUACUAUAACUGCAAUUGCUAUGCCAAAUGCGAUUGCCUGCAAUGGAAAGAGAGGUGUAAGAAACUUUUUUUUUCCCAUUAUUUUGAUAAAUAAAUGAGGAAUUUUUGUUUGUUUGAGCCAUAA